Aedes aegypti (yellow fever mosquito) is the source of this 1307-nucleotide messenger RNA. RefSeq names its product cysteine protease ATG4A-like. The transcript has 2 exons. NCBI's taxonomy places the organism in Eukaryota, Metazoa, Arthropoda, Insecta, Diptera, Culicidae. The record is from RefSeq and is a predicted model, not a curated record. Bases 81 to 767 code for a protein of 228 amino acids. Gene Ontology annotation, molecular function: protein-phosphatidylethanolamide deconjugating activity.
UAUGAUAUAUUUGAAAACGGUAAUGGAUUCAGCCAUACUAAAUUAGGGAAAUACCAAUAGUUUGGUACUUAGGACAAAAAAUGUUGCCCUGUGCUAUUGAUCAUUCGAACACGUUUCUAUAUGAACAAUUUGAACUUUCAGUGGAACUUUGUGUGGAUAGAUCUAACCCUGAUAGCUGGAAGCCGUUAUUACUCAUCAUCCCACUGCGACUGGGGCUUAGCGAAAUCAAUCCAAUUUAUGUGGACGGCCUCAAGAAAUGUUUCGAGCUAGCAGGAAACUGUGGGAUGGUCGGCGGUCGACCCAAUCAAGCGCUCUACUUUAUCGGCUACGUAGCCGAUGAAGCCCUCUACCUAGAUCCACACACUGUUCAGCGGAGCGGUACGAUCGGUUCCAAGCGCGAUCCGGAUGAAAGGGAACUGGACGAAACGUUUCACCAAAAGUACGCCCGACGGAUCAACUUCAAAGGUAUGGAUCCAUCGCUGGCGUUGUGUUUCCUAUGUGCAACCAGAAAAGACUUUGACGAUCUGAUCCAACGCUUCAAAGAGGAUCUCAAUGGCGGCAGUUGUCAGCCAUUGUUCGAAGUGACUAAAACGCGACAAGCACCGUGGACGCCUACGACGACCUCAUCAACUUCCUCUAGGAAAAACAGUGAGCCGAACGAGACGUUCAACGAAAUUUCUGCCACAGAAAUUCAGAAUGAAGAAUUCGAAGAGGUGGAAACCCGACAGCUGGACGAGUCGGAUGAGGAGUUCGAAAUCAUCGCGUAACGGUUGGGAUAGAGUUAAGGCUUGUAUAAAAUAGGAUGGUUAGACUUUUACGACAUAAACGCAGGGGACGGUGUGUCUUGAUGACACCGGAAGGAGUAGAUUUUAGGUCGAAUCGAUGGAAAUGUAAAGUGCUUUAAAACAACGGAAACAGUAAAAAACGUCACAGCUUGGUUUUAGCAAAUGUUGAUAUAUGUACGCAGAAGUUUUUGUUAGUUUGGAUAAGUUUCCGUGGCUUUUGUUUUGGUUCCUUCAACUUUAACCUUCAUUUGCCUCGGUAUUACAGGACAACAAUUCAAUUCUCACUUUUGCACUUAUGUGCAAAGUUUGAAAAACAUAAUUAAUUUCGCACUAGCGUGAUUCUGACCUUCGAACCAUAUCCAAAUUUAUAGAUACGACGUAUUUAGUCACAUUUUUAUCAUAUUAAUUAACUAUACACAUAUUUUUAAUUGAUUGUAACUAAUUUGUACACAGCUAAAUUAAGCUAAUAAUGGUUUGUAGCGAAACGGAGAUAAAUAAACUUUUGUUCUAUUCACAAGCUUA